Messenger RNA from Aspergillus melleus, 5070 nucleotides. RefSeq names its product chromatin-remodeling ATPase INO80 (gene ino80). NCBI's taxonomy places the organism in Eukaryota, Fungi, Ascomycota, Eurotiomycetes, Eurotiales, Aspergillaceae. The record is from RefSeq and is a predicted model, not a curated record. Gene Ontology annotation, molecular function: ATP-dependent chromatin remodeler activity; ATP binding; DNA binding. The transcript is spliced from 4 exons. The coding region runs from base 1 to 5070 and encodes 1689 amino acids. Gene Ontology annotation, biological process: DNA repair; chromatin remodeling; DNA-templated transcription. Gene Ontology annotation, cellular component: Ino80 complex; nucleus.
AUGACGGGGGCUCCGCCGUACAAUCCCCAGUCCCCUUCCCAGCAACCCCAUUAUCCCGCCUACUCGCCUCCGAGCAAGAACCGCCCUUUCUACCCCAACAAUGAUCAAUACCAGCAACACCCUCCCCAGACACCUCCCGCCUUUCCGCCUCAAUCUUCCCUGUCGAGGAGCCCACACUACUCUCAUGCCUCGUCUCCACUGCCCGCCGCACUUCCGCCUUUGAAGGGUAACGCGCCUGCGCCUCAUCCGUCUGAUCCUUCUUCGCAAUACCAGCCACACUCAUCGGCCGGCGCACCACCUCAGUAUCUUCCCCGACCGUAUUCAGGAUCCGUUCUAUCGGGAAACGGUGCUUCUCCUUACAGCCAUUCACCUUCAUCUCACCCCCAUCCCUCAGGCCGCCCGGAGAGCCAUCCGCAGUUGUCUCCUAAGAAGGAGGCGGCCUCCUCCCCCUACUCCCUGGGGAGUCAUAGCUAUUCGUCCAUGGCGCGGGAGCCGAGGACAGCCUCCCCUCCGAAGGAUUUAAAACCGGCUCGAGCUGCAGAUCCCAUGUCUUUCGCAAGCAUCCUUUCUGGACCGGCUGAGGAAGCGCCUCCGAAGAGACAAUCGCCCCCCGCCGAAACACCCCUUCCUGUACCGACGCCAUCCGAACCCACCCUCAGAGCCCGCUCACCCGUGUCUAUUCAGGCCUCGGUCUCUCAGCCGAAGAUCAAGGAACAGGAAGCAGACACCUCUCCCGGCCUUUCCUCAAUCAAAGCAGACAAGAGACCUAGCAGCACGGAAAGGCGUCGCCGGACGGGUGAAUUUGAGCCGACAGUGUCGACCCCUACCAACACCAACGGUCUUCCAACCCGUGCCGCCCCCGCGCGAAAGCUUCUUUCCGAACGUGACAACGAGGCUGUCAAUAGGUUAAUGGCCGAGAUCGACAACGCCGAUAAAAGUGAUGUGGAGGCGCCGGGCUUCGAAGGAGAGCUGGAACGCUACGAGGCUCGGGGUAGGAAAAGAGUUAUCGAUGCGGAAAAGGCCGAGAGUGUCCGACGCAAGCGCCGCCGAAACGACUUCUUGAUCAAACUGGGUAAAACUUUUGAGAAGCAAGCCACUGCUGGCAUGGAUCGCUUCAGGAAUGCGAAUGAAUCCUCGGUUAUCGCCGAAGUUCAGGCUAAAGAGAUACAGGAUGAGAAAGAACGCAAGAAGGACAUGCAACGGAAGCGACGUCGAGAGAACACCGUGCGCCUAGAAAUGCAAAAGAAAAUUGAGGCCGAGCAAAAAGCCAACAAGGCCCAAGACUCCGCUGAAAAGGCGAAGUUCCUCCGCGAAGCCGAACGGGCCCAGCGUAAGAUCAAGAUCACCAAACGAGCCCUGGAUGGUGUCACAGCACCCGAAGAAAUUGGCGAAGUUACCCCGUUGGCUCCGAACCUCGAAGGUGGCACGACCAGCUCCUUUCACAUCGGCCGCUCCCCGUCCAGACGUAAAUCUGGUCGCGGUGGCCCCGUCACGCGUCCCAAAAAGUCCAAGGAACAGAAACAGGCCGAGAAGGAUGCCGCGGAAGCCGCCUAUGCCGCCAUGGAGAACGAGGAGCUUCUACCAAUUGCACCCAAAGACGACCCCAGGAAAGAAACCCUCAAGAAGGAGGCCAAGGGCAGCCGUUCCAAGGAGGCUACGCCUACUCCUCUGUCUGCUUUCGAGACUAAGGGUUACAAUCAGAUCUACGAGCAGAUCUGGCGAGACAUCGCCCGCAAGGAUAUUCCCAAAGUCUAUCGCAUCAAGGCCCUCUCGCUCAGCACGCGCCAGGAGAAUCUGCGCAAGACUGCUCAGCUGGCCAGCAAGCAGUCUCGCAAGUGGCAGGAACGGACCAACAAGAGCAUGAAGGACACCCAAGCUCGCGCCAAGCGUACGAUGCGUGAGAUGAUGUCGUUCUGGAAGCGGAACGAACGUGAGGAGCGUGACUUGCGUCGCUUGGCCGAGAAACAAGAGAUUGAAUCGGCCAAGAAGGCUGAAGCUGAGCGUGAAGCCAACCGCCAGCGGCGUAAGCUCAACUUCUUGAUCUCACAAACCGAGCUGUACUCCCACUUUAUCGGUCGAAAGAUCAAGGGCGCCGACGGCGAUGAAACCGGGGACACGGCGGUGGAAGGCGGAGAUCAGACUGCUCAGCCCGACAAGAGUAUCGACGACGUGGGCGCCAAAGUCACCAACUUCGAAGACCUAGACUUUGACGCUGAAGAUGAAACCGCGCUGCAACAGGCUGCCAUGGCCAACGCGCAGAACGCCGUCCAGCAGGCACAAGACCGAGCGCGUGCUUUCAACAACGCGAACCAGGACGACCCGAUGGCAGCCAUGGACGAGGGUGAACUGAACUUCCAGAACCCAACCAGCUUGGGUGACAUUGAGAUCUCCCAACCGUCGAUGUUGACUGCGAAACUCAAGGAGUAUCAGCUGAAGGGUCUGAACUGGCUGGUCAACCUCUACGAGCAGGGUAUCAACGGCAUUCUAGCAGAUGAAAUGGGUCUCGGUAAAACCAUCCAGUCGAUUUCGGUCAUGGCCUACCUGGCCGAGGUCCACAAUAUCUGGGGGCCGUUCCUGGUGAUCGCGCCCGCAUCAACUCUGCACAACUGGCAGCAAGAAAUCACUAAAUUCGUCCCCGAUAUUAAAGUCCUACCCUACUGGGGUUCGGCCAAGGACCGCAAGAUUCUCCGCAAGUUCUGGGACCGAAAACACAUCACUUACACCAAGGAAUCGGAAUUCCAUGUUCUGGUUACCUCGUAUCAACUGGUGGUCCUCGAUGCACAGUAUUUCCAGAAAGUCAAGUGGCAGUACAUGAUUCUUGACGAAGCUCAGGCGAUCAAAUCGUCGCAAAGCUCGCGGUGGAAGAAUCUCCUUGGCUUCCACUGUCGAAACCGUCUCCUGCUCACGGGUACGCCCAUUCAAAAUAACAUGCAGGAGCUGUGGGCCCUUCUCCAUUUCAUCAUGCCGACCCUUUUCGAUUCACACGACGAGUUCAGCGAGUGGUUCUCAAAGGAUAUCGAGUCCCAUGCGCAAAGUAACACGAAACUCAAUGAGGACCAGCUCAAGCGUUUGCAUAUGAUCUUGAAGCCCUUCAUGCUGCGUCGUGUCAAAAAGCAUGUGCAGCAGGAACUCGGAGACAAGGUGGAGAAGGAUGUUUUCUGCGACCUCACCUACCGCCAACGGGCCUACUACAGCAACCUGCGCAACCGCGUGAGCAUCAUGGACCUGAUCGAGAAGGCGGCCAUCGGCGACGAGGCCGAUAGCACGACCCUGAUGAACCUGGUGAUGCAGUUCCGGAAGGUCUGCAAUCACCCCGACCUCUUCGAAAGGGCCGAGACGAAGUCGCCGUUCUCUCUGGCGCAUUUCGCCGAAACCGCCUCGUUUGUGCGCGAAGGACAAAAUGUCGACGUGGCCUACUCGACCCGCAAUAUGAUUGAGUACCCUCUGCCGCGUCUCCUCUGCGGUUCGAGUGGUCGGGUCGACAUGGCGGGGCCGGACAAUGCCCAGGCAGGUUUCCGCGGUAAGUACCUAGAUCACUUGAUGAACGUCUUUGCGCCGGAAAAUAUCAAGCAGAGCGCCAAGGACGACGGUGCCUUUUCCUUCUUGCGCUUCGUCGACACGUCGAUCGGGGAAGCUUACGAGCAGUCACACCUCGGCGUCUUCGAGCGUGCCGCUCGCCGUCGUGGCCUGGCGAACCGGCUGUCUCGGCUCAACGUGGUCUACGAUGAAGAUCGUGACAGCAAAGCGGCACCGGUGCUGCCUCACACGAUGUUUAACAUUGUCCAGCGCAAUGAUCGCGGUGCUGUUCACGACAUCACUCCGGAGGGCUACAUGCGGGACCUCUUGACCGUUUCGCGGUCGACAUUCGAGCGAGAGGGACUGAAUACCAUCGAACCUUGCGUCAGUCCGGCCGCUUCUGCGCCUCCCGUCACUCUCGCGGCCUCCAGCCGAGGCCCUUUGCUGGAGAUGAGGGACAGUUUCUUCAACGUGCCUGUGCGCCAUGCUCUGAUCCCGGCUCCGUCGAGGCAAUUGGAUCUGCAGAUCGUGGAGCAGAAGGUCGAUCCGGCCCCGUACUCACAUGCCCCCAUGCUGCCGGACCCGAUCUCGGCCAAGGGACGGUAUACCCACAUCGAGGUUCCUUCUAUGCGGCGGUUCGUCACGGACUCGGGCAAGCUGGCCAAGUUAGACGAGCUGCUGCGCGAGCUGAAGGCGGGCGGUCACCGGGUCCUGCUCUAUUUCCAGAUGACGCGGAUGAUCGAUCUGAUGGAAGAGUACCUGACGUACCGCAACUACAAAUACUGCCGACUAGAUGGAAGCACCAAGCUAGAGGAUCGUCGCGACACGGUGGCUGAUUUCCAGCAACGACCGGAGAUCUUCGUCUUUCUUUUGUCCACGCGUGCAGGUGGUCUAGGUAUCAACUUGACGGCCGCCGACACGGUCAUCUUCUACGACUCGGACUGGAACCCUACGAUUGACUCGCAAGCGAUGGAUCGGGCGCAUCGUCUCGGCCAGACCCGACAGGUGACGGUGUACCGUCUGAUCACGCGCGGAACGAUCGAAGAGCGCAUCCGGAAACGCGCGCUGCAGAAGGAGGAGGUGCAGCGGGUGGUUAUCUCGGGUGGUGCCGCCGGCGGGGUUGACUUCAACACGCGCAACCGGGAAAGCCGGACCAAGGACAUUGCUUUGUGGCUGGCCGACGACGAGCAGGCGGAGCUGAUCGAGCAGAAGGAGAAAGAAGCAGCGGACCGCGGCGAGGUGUUUGGGUCCAGUAAAGGUGGAAAGAAGGCGGCGCAGAAGAGGAAGCGUGACAUUACGCUGGAUGAUAUGUAUCAUGAAGGCGAAGGAAACUUUGACGAUGCCAGUGCCAACGCCAGCGGGAACGCCAGCGGAAAGCCGUCCGGGGCGGUCACGCCCGUGUCGACGGCGGAGAACGUGGGCACGCCGUCGUCCACGCCAGUGCCCAAGCGUGGCCGUGGACGCGGAUCGGGCAAAGGCACGUCGAAACGAGCCAAAACUAUGAAGGAACGAUUACGUCUGAUCGAUGGUGAUGGCGGGUUAGGACCCAGUUAA